AUGUCUCAAGUUGCAACAAAUGAAGAGCAACCCGAGUUAGAAAGUAACCCUAAUCACAUCGGAAAACGAAAGAUCCACACUAGCUACAUAAAUAACCCGGAUUUCGUCCCGCCGAAAGAUUUCGUGUUUCUUCCAACGCUCAAAGAGGUGCCCAUCAACCUCAAAGGACAAACUGAGAUCCCUUUCGAUACCCAGAUUGACUACACCAAGCCCGAAUAUCAGUACAGAGACUUUCUCCCUCACGUUACACUCACUUCCGAGCCGGCUCUUGCCCCAUACGAACAUGUCGAUGUCGCAUCGCGCGCCGACCCAGAAAAGAAGGCCCUCUUCGCAGCAAUUCCUCAUCGCAAAGAUAUGACGCCAAAUAUUGGCACUGAAGUGCGCGGAGUCCAGCUGAGCCAGCUUACAGAUAAGCAGAAGGACGAGUUGGCGCUAUAUACUGCAGAGCGCGGGAUCGUCGUCUUCCGGGAUCAAGACUUCGUAGACAAGGGCAUCGAGUGGCUCAAGGAAUUCGGGUCGUAUUUGGACGGAACUGAAUUCGAUACCCACUAUGACGGAGAUUUAAACACUAUAGCAUGGCACAGCGACAUGUCUUACGAAGUCAACCCGCCAUGCACCACGUUCCUUAGUUUGCUAGCGGGCCCCGAGUGCGGCGGUGAUACACUCUUCGUGAACUGCAUGACAGCUUACGACCGGCUCUCGCCGCCGAUGCAGCAAUUCCUUGAGGGAAUUUCCGCUGUGCACUCAGGUCAGACUCAAGCUCUUCGUUUAAUCGACAGCCACCUCGCCCGCCGGCCUACCAUCGAUACCGUGCACCCGGUCGUGCGCAAGCAUCCAGUCACGGGACGCAAAGCGCUAUGGGUGAACAAUAAUCAUAAAGCCGAACUCUGGGAGAAAGGCACGGUUACUGUAUAUGAUAACCGUAUGGUCCAGCACUCGGUGACAUUGGAUUAUGCGUUGGACAAUGAUGUAAUACGACAUGUGUUCCGACUCACACCUCAACGCGAAAGACCAGCCCUUUGA
Cucurbitaria berberidis CBS 394.84 is the source of this 1023-nucleotide messenger RNA. Its product is annotated as TauD-domain-containing protein. Gene Ontology annotation, cellular component: cytoplasm. NCBI's taxonomy places the organism in Eukaryota, Fungi, Ascomycota, Dothideomycetes, Pleosporales, Cucurbitariaceae. The coding region runs from base 1 to 1023 and encodes 340 amino acids. The transcript has 4 exons. Gene Ontology annotation, molecular function: 2-oxoglutarate-dependent dioxygenase activity. The record is from RefSeq and is a predicted model, not a curated record.